Xiphias gladius (swordfish) is the source of this 1896-nucleotide messenger RNA. RefSeq lists its product as uncharacterized. The record is from RefSeq and is a predicted model, not a curated record. The transcript is spliced from 7 exons. Gene Ontology annotation, biological process: negative regulation of endopeptidase activity. Gene Ontology annotation, molecular function: cysteine-type endopeptidase inhibitor activity. Bases 185 to 1219 code for a protein of 344 amino acids. Gene Ontology annotation, cellular component: extracellular region. Lineage: Eukaryota; Metazoa; Chordata; Actinopteri; Istiophoriformes; Xiphiidae.
CCUCCAGAGCAGCAGAUAGCAGCUGUUUGCUCAUGCUUUCGGAGAGUAGGGAAAGUCCACCGUCAGCCUCAUAUAAGUCUGUCCAAAACCUGUCUGGAAAGAUCAGGAAUACAGGUUUUCCAAAGGGAGCUGGGUGAAAUUAGGGUUCGUAUUUGGCCCAGUGUAUGUUUGUGUGUGUUAGAGGAUGAGUGUGUACUUGCUGGUCCUGUGUCUGGCUCUGCUGCCGCAGGAGGGAAGAGCCAGGCCAGAGCCUCCGGGCUGCAGUAGCCCUGAGGCAGUGAGAGUGGCAGAAGAGGCCCUGGAGCAGAUCAACCAGGACCGAAGAAGCGGAUACAUCCUGAGCCUCAACAGACUGUACGACGUCUCUCACACUCCUAAGAAGGAGAAAGACGGGUCGCUCUACAACCUGACCAUUGAUGUCAUGGAGACCAGAUGCCACGUCAUCAGCAGGAAACCAUGGAAACAAUGUGAAGUCAAAAGUAUCGGUUCCGUUCCGGUGUAUGGAGAGUGUGAGGUAUCGGCCCACGUCGACACUCAAGUCAAACUUCAAAACUACUCCUGCGUAACUCGCAAAGUUCCUUCUGCGGAAGUGGUGGGUGUCUGUCCGGAUUGUCCCACAUCAGUUAAUUUGAACGAGCCCAUCGUGACGAAGACGGCCAGACUGUCCCUGCAGAAGUUCAAUGACCAGAGCCACCUGGCCAACUACUUUGCUCUGGAGAACAUUACAGCAGCCAGGGCACAGUGGAUCUUUGGUAUGUCUUAUUUUGUGGACUUCACCAUCGUGGAGACAGUGUGUGCAAAGAACACCAAGGCCAGCGAACGGGGCAGCUGCCCACCUAUGGACUCUCAGUCUGCCCAUAGAGGCUACUGCAGUGGUUCACACGUGAGCCGGUACUUCCCGUUUGAAACUGCAAUCCCUGUCGGAAGGGACACAUUUCUGAGUGUUCAAGCGAAGUGUGAGAUCUACAACCCUCAGGCUGCCGCUGCGGAGGAGCAGGCCCGUGCGCACGCUGGGCAUCAGCACCACAACCACACAGGCCCGCAGCCCCAGGAGCAGGAGCAGGUGAGCUCAGUCGCGCCCGGCCUCCCCGUCUCCGAGCCGUGCGGCUGCCUGGGGACCGUGGUGGAUCUGCCUGCCUCUCCCAGGCCUGCCCCAGCAGCCAGCUCUUGCCCCGGCCCGCGGAGGCACAACCUGCACAUAAGAAGUCUCAACCUCUGACCGGCUGGACGUCUUUCUUUACAUGCAACUGUAACCUGGAAGUGAAAUGUGAGAGGGUAGUAAAACCCCUCUACAUCAGUAGUAACGCCGGUGGUUUUGUUUUUCUGAGUCCUAACAGAAAAGUAGUGUAUAUCUAACCUUCAGGCCUCAUGUUUUAUGGAAUUACAAAGGAUCUCGUUGCUGUAUAUGAGACAGUUUCCGAAAUUUGAGCACCAUUCAUUUAAAAUUAAGAAUUUUCAUAUUGGUUUGCAGAUGUUUCAGUUAUAAACGUGAGUCGUACUAAUGUUGAUCACCAUUAAAUAUUGUUACAGUAAAAUGAGCCUGGCAAACAUCUUCUUUGUUUAGUGAGUGACUGUUUCACGGACCCCUCCUGUGGUCAGAUGUGGACGCUGUCACCUUUGGGGGGCUGGUAUCUAUUUUUGGUGCCAGAGCGGCACAGCUGGAGUUGUUCCUGCAGAUCAGGGUGGCUCAGGCAGGGUGAGAAAUUCGGCUUUAAAAAAAAAAUCACAUCAUCUCACUGAGGCUCAUCCCGACACUAAAUCCCAGCUUGGCACCCUUCUACCACCCAGUGUAACUUGACCUGACACCGCCGAUGAAAUCGACUGUUUAAACGGAGUUUGUUGUUACAUGUAUAUUUUCUGCUAUUCGGAAGGUUUAAACGGUGCCACGUGCCCCCC